This is a messenger RNA of Gavia stellata (red-throated loon), 1303 nucleotides long. RefSeq names its product F11 receptor (gene F11R). The transcript is spliced from 10 exons. The coding region runs from base 1 to 843 and encodes 280 amino acids. Gene Ontology annotation, biological process: regulation of membrane permeability; intestinal absorption; establishment of endothelial intestinal barrier. NCBI's taxonomy places the organism in Eukaryota, Metazoa, Chordata, Aves, Gaviiformes, Gaviidae. The record is from RefSeq and is a predicted model, not a curated record. Gene Ontology annotation, cellular component: bicellular tight junction.
AUGACGAGGCGUGUGCGCACGUCGUCCCUGGUGGGAGCCCAGGUCACCUCCGAGACCAAAGAAGUGCCUGAAAACAAACCUGCUGACAUCCCCUGCUCGGCGUAUCGGUCCGGCUGGAGCAACCCCCGCAUCGAGUGGAAGUUCCAGAAGGGCUUAUCGCUGGUCCUCUUCUACUACGGGGGAGAGCUGACAGAGCCCUACAAGAACCGGGUCCAGUUCUCGCCCACCACCAUCCACUUCAGCACGGUGACGCGGGAGGACACGGGAAAGUACAUCUGCGAGGUGGUGGGGGACGGCAGCCAGAUUGCCAAGUCGGAGGUGAACCUCAUCGUCCAAGUGCCCCCCUCCAAGCCGGUGGCCCACGUCCCCGCCUCGGCCACCAUCGGCAGCAAGGCCGUGCUGCGGUGCACUGAAACAGAUGGCUCGCCGCCCCCCACCUUCCGCUGGUACAAGGACGGCAUGCUGAUGCCCGCCGACCCCAAAACCAGCCCCACCUUCAGAAACUCCUCCUACACCCUGGACUCUGCCACGGGGGAGCUGAUCUUUGAGCCCCUGAGCGGCUUCGAUACCGGCGACUACUCCUGCGAGGCGAUGAACAACGUGGGCUCCCCCCAGAAAUCGGACGUUCUCCGCAUGGAAGCCAGUGAAGUCAACGUGGGAGGCAUUGUGGCCGCGGUCGUGGUGCUGCUGAUGGUGCUGGCGCUCGUGGCCUUUGGCGUCUGGUUUGCCUACAGCCGGGGUUUCUUCAAGAGAAAAGACACCACCGGCAAGAAGGUGAUUUACAGCCAGCCCUCGCACCGCAGCGAAGGAGAGUUCAAGCAGACGUCCUCCUUCCUGGUGUGAAGCUCCUCCCGCGCCACCAACUCUUGUAAAUGUUUCCGAAUUACUGUAGCUACGCCGUGAUUUUAACUAUUAUUUUUUUAAGUAUCACCCGGUGCCUUUGCAGUGACCUCAGGUGGUUUUCGGGGGGUAGGUCUCCUGUCCCCCCUCCGGUCCCCUCCCCAGCAGGACCCGGGUCACAGCCGUGCCCCUGCACAGGGACUGCUGCCCUUUGGGGACGGCACCGCGUCCCCGGGGGGUUUCUUGUCCGUGUCCUCGGAGGGGACGGGUCUGUGGUGGGGGCUGCUGUAGCCCCACAUCCCCCCCGGCUGUCCCGGGGGGUAGGAGCGCAUCUCCCACAGCGCCAGUCCCAGCCGCCCACUGGUCCCAGUUGCCCCCCUGUACUGGGGGGGGGCUGGACUGAGCCCGGGGGUGGCGGCUGCGGGUGGCCGCUGCUGGAAAUAAAUAAACCUGUGUCCUUGUA